This is a messenger RNA of Camellia sinensis, 919 nucleotides long. The record is from RefSeq and is a predicted model, not a curated record. NCBI's taxonomy places the organism in Eukaryota, Viridiplantae, Streptophyta, Magnoliopsida, Ericales, Theaceae.
UUGUAAAUCUUUCAAUUCUUCACUCUGAUUUUAGAUCUGGAAGUAUCAUUAAUUCAUGCAGAUCAAUCGAAGGUCCUUAUAUCGAUUUGUUAGUAAAGAAACACAUUGCUGCAAACCAGAAACAAGGGCAAUUGGGCCAUUUAACUUACAUGAUAGCUUAAAUUCAAAAGGCCAACACAAAUGUUUGGAGUGGCUUGAUAAGCAAGCUCCAAAUUCUGUGUUGUGUGUUUCGUUCGGAUUGACAACUUCAAUGACAGACGAACAAAUCGAAGAGCUUGCAAUUGGGUUAGAACAAAGUGAGCAGAAGUUCAUCUGGGUGUUCAGACAUGCAGAUGAGGGAUCCAUUUUUUCAGAAGAUGUCAAGAGAGGUGAACUGCCAGAAGGGUAUGAAAAGAGAAUGAAAGAAGCUCGAAUGGUGGUGAGAGAUUGGGCACCUCAACUACAAAUUUUGGGGCACCCAUCAACGGGUGGGUUCAUGAGUCACUGUGGAUGGAAUUCAUGCUUGGACAGUAUUUCCAUGGGAGUGCCUAUAGCCACUUGGCCUAUGAACUUUGACCAACCCAUUAAUGCUUUUCUGGUAACAAACAUAUUGAAGGUUAGCAUUCCAGUUAAUCAAUGGGCACAACAGAAGGAGCUAGUGGUCGAGAGGGAGAGGUGAUGGGUGUGUGUGUGAGCUGCUGGGUUUGUCCGGCGGGCGGCCAAGGCGAGAUUGCCGCCCGCCGGUGGAACGAAAAUAUUAGGUUCUUAACCUUGCUCUGAUACCAUGUAAAAUAAACUGAUGUAUUAUUGAUUGAUUGAUGGAUGUUUUGAUGUGUAAAUUACAGAUGGUGAGGUACUAAUUAUAUAGGAGAGGAUUGGGGAGUAGGUGAGUGUGUGUGGUAGGUGAGUUGAGUGGAGGUGGUAGGUGAUGAUAUAUUCU